Messenger RNA from Linum tenue, 244 nucleotides. NCBI's taxonomy places the organism in Eukaryota, Viridiplantae, Streptophyta, Magnoliopsida, Malpighiales, Linaceae. The record is from the annotation of a GenBank genome assembly.
CAUCACAGUAAAUCAUUACACGGUCGAACAGUUACAUCAUCCAUUCCAUUCUGUUAAUGACAGUAGCCAACAUGAAACAACAAUCCAGGAACAUGAAACCAAUUGUAACAUCAAGAAGCAGAGAGGGGAAGGAGAGGUUCUAUUCUAUUGAAAAGAUGCCAAUCAAAUCUUUCACAAGCAUGCAUCAAUACAUAGCACAAACAACCUCCCCUCACUAGUUAAGAACAGAAACCUUAUAGGGAGG